AUGCGGUUCCUAUUCGCUCUAGUCCUCGGCGUGCUCCUGUGCCUGCUCCUGGCUCAGGAGGGCAGUAGUACCACAACUACAACCACAACUACAGACGCGACCACAACUACAACUACCACGGCUUCAUCCGACACCACCACCACCACCACUGACUCCUCCAGCACCACCACGACCACUGCCUCCUCCUCGUCCUCUUCCUCGGCGGAGGCCAAGAGGCGCAGACGUGCUCGCCGCCGUCGCCUGGCUCGUGAGCGCCGGCGUCGCCAGGAACGGAGGCAGCGCCAGGAAAAGAGGAGGCGCAGGAUGGAGCAGCUGCUUGCCAGGCAGCGCCGCCUGAUCAAUCAGCUUCAGGGAUAGAUCAGGCCGAAACCAAACGUUUCUUGCAAAAUAAAAAUAAAAUUGUAAAAACACUUUUUUUACUUUUAGAACUUUGAUUAAUCGUACAAUGUCAAGUUUUA
This is a messenger RNA of Drosophila santomea, 458 nucleotides long. RefSeq names its product protein new-glue 1-like. The record is from RefSeq and is a predicted model, not a curated record. The transcript has a single exon. Bases 1 to 357 code for a protein of 118 amino acids. NCBI's taxonomy places the organism in Eukaryota, Metazoa, Arthropoda, Insecta, Diptera, Drosophilidae.